Spirometra erinaceieuropaei is the source of this 483-nucleotide messenger RNA. NCBI's taxonomy places the organism in Eukaryota, Metazoa, Platyhelminthes, Cestoda, Diphyllobothriidea, Diphyllobothriidae. The record is from the annotation of a GenBank genome assembly.
AUGGACCUGUUCUCCGCCGCCUGCGAGAACUUCGGUCUGGUCAUUAACACGCAGAAGACGGUGGUGAUGCACCAUCCGCCACCCAACUCAGCCACAGCCCCCAACGCUUCGCCGCAAAUCAGCGUCAACGGAACCCAACUGCAGGUGGUGGAGAACUUCCCGUACCUGGGCAGCACUCUCUCUCGCAACACCAAGAUCGACGACGAAGUCGCCAACAGGAUCUCGAAAGCCUAUUUGGCCACAUGCGUAUCCACGACGACCUGCGGUAGACAACCGCCGGUCACACCACAAAUUCACUCACUCCCUACCUCCUCCACCACCACCAUCAUCACACCAGAAAUCAACACUCACACACCUCAUGCACCCAACUGCCACCUCCCACGCAAGUGGGAAGUCCGCAUCUCGACUCGGUCCCCAUGCGGCUUCGGCUGCAGGGGUGACUUGAGUCCGAGACUAUCCCGACACGUCAAGCGUCGUGGAUAG